Messenger RNA from Acipenser ruthenus (sterlet), 6692 nucleotides. Its product is annotated as sodium- and chloride-dependent GABA transporter 1-like. The record is from RefSeq and is a predicted model, not a curated record. Gene Ontology annotation, biological process: sodium ion transmembrane transport; neurotransmitter transport. Gene Ontology annotation, cellular component: plasma membrane. Bases 338 to 2131 code for a protein of 597 amino acids. NCBI's taxonomy places the organism in Eukaryota, Metazoa, Chordata, Actinopteri, Acipenseriformes, Acipenseridae. The transcript is spliced from 15 exons. Gene Ontology annotation, molecular function: gamma-aminobutyric acid:sodium:chloride symporter activity.
GAACUCAAUAGUCCGGAUACAGCCAUAGGAAACAGUCUGGGCUGGAUCAAAACUCCCCAGUGAUGACCUCACCGCCAAUCAUUUGUGACUGGCUUUGCUGGGACUACUGGGUGUGUUGUGUGGAGGGCUUCACAUUUGAAUCAGUAUAACAACAACAGAAAAAGAAAAAGACACACGCUGAUCAUUGAGAAGAAUCACGGAAAAUAAAACGUUUCAAAAGCCAAUGCCGUGAAGUGAAGGUCUGAAGCUGGGCUCUGGAGCAGGGCUGGGAGGAUCAGACUGAGAGACAGUGCAGACUGAAAGACAGGAACGCUGCAUGUGAAAGAGUGACGACACCAUGGGAAAGACUGGCCAAAGCUCUGUGGAGAUCAGCUCCCCCAGCGAGGUGAAGCAUGCCAUCCCCUUUGAGACUCUGGACCCAGCAGCACUGCCCGGCGACACCAAGCCAGAGCUACCAGACCGGGGCACCUGGAAGGGCAAGUUUGACUUCCUGCUGUCCUGUGUGGGGUACGCCAUUGGACUGGGCAAUGUGUGGAGAUUCCCAUACCUGUGCGGCAAGAAUGGGGGAGGUGCCUUUUUGAUUCCCUAUUUCCUGACCCUGGUGUUUGCUGGGGUGCCUCUGUUCCUGCUGGAGACGGCUCUGGGGCAGUACACCUCUGUAGGAGGGCUGGGGGUCUGGAAGUUGGCACCAAUGUUCAAAGGUGUGGGGAUGGCUGCCGUUGUACUGGCCUUCUGGCUCAAUAUUUAUUACAUCAUCAUCAUCGCCUGGGCGCUUUACUAUCUAUUCCACUCCUUCGGAUCAGAGCUGCCGUGGCAAACCUGUGACCACCCGUGGAACACUGACCGCUGCUUCUCGAACUACAGCAUCCCCGACACCACCAACCUGACCAGCACCGUCACUGAAUUCUGGGAGAGAAACAUGCACCAGAUAACAGGAGGCCUGGAUGAGCCAGGCACGUUGAGGUGGCCGCUCGCUGGCACGUUGGCCCUGGCCUGGGUCCUCGUCUAUUUCUCCAUCUGGAAAGGAGUGGAGUGGACAGGGAAGGUGGUGUAUUUCUCCUCCACCUAUCCCUACUUCAUGUUGUUCAUCUUGUUUUUCCGUGGGGUGACUCUCCCAGGGGCAAAGGAAGGCAUUCUCUUUUACAUUACCCCUGAUUUCAGUAAACUCACCCAAUCGGAGGUCUGGCUGGAUGCAGCCACUCAGAUUUUCUUCUCCUAUGGUCUGGGACUGGGCUCUCUGAUUGCCCUCGGGAGCUACAACCAUUUCAACAAUGACGUAUACAAGGACUCCCUCAUUGUCUGCUGUAUAAACUCUGGCACCAGCAUGUUUGCAGGCUUCGUCAUCUUCUCCAUCGUGGGCUUCAUGUCUCACAUCACCAAGAAACCCAUCCAGGAGCUGGCAGCUUCAGGACCAGGCCUGGCCUUCCUUGCCUACCCGCAGGCCGUCACUCAGCUGCCCCUGUCCUCCCUGUGGUCAGUGCUGUUCUUCUCGAUGCUGAUGAUGCUGGGGCUGGACAGCCAGUUUUGCACAGUGGAAGGCUUUGUCACCGCCCUGAUUGACGAGUACCCCGUGUUACUGAGGUCAAGAAAGAAAAUGUUCAUCGCUGGGGUGUGCUUCCUGUCCUACAUCAUCGGCUUUUCAAACAUCACGCAGGGCGGGCUCUAUGUGUUUAAGCUGUUUGACUAUUACUCAGCCAGUGGAAUGUGUCUGCUGUUCCUGGUGUUCUUUGAGACAGUGUCGAUAUCCUGGUUUUACGGGGUUGACAAGUUCUAUGACAACAUUGAGGAGAUGAUUGGCUACAAGCCCUGUAUCUGGUGGAAGCUGUGCUGGUGCUACUUCACUCCCCUGGUCUGUCUGGGGGUGUUUCUGUUCAGUGCUAUCGAGAUGACCCCGCUGACCUUGGGGAAGUACGUGUACCCAGCCUGGGGUCAGGGGAUCGGCUGGGUUAUGGCCCUGUCGUCCAUGGUGCUCAUCCCCGGAUAUAUCAUCUACAUGCUCUUCACCACUAAAGGCAGCUUCAGGCAGCGUUUGCACAAGAUGACCACUCCUAAAGAAGAACUCAGCGAUCAGCACGACAGUCUCAGACAGCAGACCUCCUUCACUGGGAGCUUCAGCGAUGCUGCAGUGUAGAGCUGCAGUGUGUGUCCAGGGUACAGCAACAGGAAGGCACUAGCAAAUAAACACAAAACCCCUCCCCACCGAGCCUGCAUGUGUGUUCCUCAGCUGAUAAUGUUUAACCCUGAUAAUGUUUAACCCUGAUAAUGUUUAACCCUGACAGAGCGCUUGGCUGCUCCAGUCAGGGUUAAACAUGCUGGGAGUAGUCUAGAGCCCCUGUUUCCUUGCAGUUUUUCAGUGCUUUUUCAAUAGAGCAUUGUCUGUGCUUCUGGAUAUCAUACUAUAUAUAUAUAUAUUCUAUUAAAGCUGGCUGUGCUACAGAACAAGCUAUUCUGUGCAACCACAAACCCAUAGUACCAGGGUUAUUGAACACACAGGACCAGGGUUACUGAGCACACAGGACUCCUACAACCACAAGCUGAUAGUACCAGGGUUACUGAGCACACAGGACCAGGGUUACUGAGCACACAGGACUCCUACAACCACAAGCCCAUAGUACCAGGGUUACUGAGCACACAGGAAUCCUACAACCACAAGCCCAUAGUACCAGGGUUACUGAGCACACAGGACCAGGGUUACUGAGCACACAGGACUCCUACAACCACAAGCUGAUAGUACCAGGGUUACUGAGCACACAGGACUCCUACAACCACAAGCCCAUAGUACCAGGGUUACUGAGCACACAGGACUCCUACAACCACAAUCUGAUAGUACCAGGGUUACUGAGCACACAGGACUCCUACAACCACAAGCCCAUAGUACCAGGGUUACCGAGCACACAGGACUCCUACAACCACAAGCCCAUAGUACCAGGGUUACUGAGCACACAGGACCAGGGUUACUGAGCACACAGGACUCCUACAACCACAAGCCCAUAGUACCAGGGUUACUGAGCACACAGGACCAGGGUUACUGAGCACACAGGACUCCUACAACCACAAUCUGAUAGUACCAGGGUUACUGAGCACACAGGACUACUACAACCACAAGCUGAUAGUACCAGGGUUAUUGAGCACACAGGACUCCUACAACCACAAGCCCAUAGUAUCAGGGUUACUGAGCACACAGGACCAGGGUUACUGAGCACACAGGACUCCUACAACCACAAGCCCAUAGUACCAGGGUUACUGAGCACACAGGACUCCUACAACCACAAGCCCAUAGUACCAGGGUUACUGAGCACACAGGACUCCUACAACCACAAGCCCAUAGUACCAGGGUUACUGAGCACACAGGACUCCUACAACCACAAGCCCAUAGUACCAGGGUUACUGAGCACACAGGACUCCUACAACCACAAGCUGAUAGUACCAGGGUUAUUGAGCACACAGGACCAGGGUUACUGAGCACACAGGACUCCUACAACCACAAGCCCAUAGUACCAGGGUUACUGAGCACACAGGACUCCUACAACCACAAGCUGAUAGUACCAGGGUUACUGAGCACACAGGACUCCUACAACCACAAGCCCAUAGUACCAGGGUUACUGAGCACAAAGGACUCCUACAACCACAAGCCCAUAGUACCAGGGUUACUGAGCACACAGGACUCCUACAACCACAAAAUGAUAGUGCCAGGGUUACUGAGCACACAGGACUCCUACAACCACAAGCUGAUAGUACCAGGGUUAUUUAGCACACAGGACCAGGGUUACUGAGCACACAGGACUCCUACAACCACAAGCCCAUAGUACCAGGGUUACUGAGCACACAGGACCAGGGUUACUGAGCACACAGGACUACUACAACCACAAGCAUUGUACCAGGGUUACUGAGCACACAGGACUCCUACAACCACAAGCCCAUAGUACCAGGGUUACUGAGCACACAGGACUCCUACAACCACAAGCCCAUAGUACCAGGGUUACUGAGCACACAGGACUCCUACAACCACAAGCCCAUAGUACCAGGGUUACUGAGCACACAGGACUCCUACAACCACAAGCCCAUAGUACCAGGGUUACUGAGCACAAAGGACUCCUACAACCACAAGCCCAUAGUACCAGGGUUACUGAGCACACAGGACUCCUACAACCACAAAAUGAUAGUACCAGGGUUACUGAGCACACAGGACUCCUACAACCACAAGCUGAUAGUACCAGGGUUAUUGAGCACACAGGACCAGGGUUACUGAGCACACAGGACUCCUACAACCACAAGCCCAUAGUACCAGAACAGAAUGCAUUAAUUGUGUUUAUUCAGCAUUGUGUUGUAGAAGCAUCAUAAAGGGAUCACAUGCUAUCACAAGACACAAGUACUGUGAUGAGCUCAGUUUACACAGAUGCAGCUUGAUUUGCUUGUUAAAGUGCAGACGCUUCAAACUUACAAAUCUCAAAGAGGCUUUUUUACAAAAUGUCUGAAGUUUAUGUUAGUGCAGGUAGCUGCCUGCUCUGUUCCUAAAACAGUUUUUACACAAUUCAAACCACAGAGCAAAAAACAGCCAAAGAAAUCUCUGAAACAAGAGAAAGUUUGAAAGAAAACAAAGCAUUCUGAGUCGAAUAAAUAUGAAAAGGGUUAUACUGUAAAUCAAGUCAUCGCUUGCCUACGCACUUACAGAUGGUACAGCAUUUCAGAGUGAUGUUUGGCUUCCUGACCCAUUAUUGCUUUAUUCUAAUGUGAGAAUUUAGAUCCCCAGGCACCCAGCCUUGUACUUUCACCACUGGGCCACACUGCUUAGCUGUAUACUGUGCAGCAACUAACAUAGUACGCUUUUAACAAUGACUAUAUGGGAUUGGUGAAAAGGAUGCAAAUCUAUUCUUUAAGUGGGUGUAAAAUGUACAGCACUAAUGUUCUUUGUCUUUUGUCACUUGCUCAGCAUGUAACACAGUGUAGUUCAGUAGCAGCAUUGCGUCCCAGAAGCAGGAUCACCAGAUCUACAUAUGAAAACAAACUAUGUUGAUGUUUAAAAAAUGUUUGCCUGCUGGUUGGGAUGUAGUAUGCUACUGUAGCAUCAGAGUCAUAAUAUCAUUCUGUGUAUGAAAUGAACAGAAUUGAAAUAUACAGAGGGGGGUCUUAAGCCAUUCUCUGUGUCUGCUUGGUUUCUGGUCACAAACUCCCCCACUGUCAAAGAAGGCUUUUAAAAAGAGAAAUACUGGACAAGUGGCUUAUCGUCACGAUCACUGAAUGAAUCCUUUGGCUCCGGCAGUAUCUUGCAGAGGGUACAAGCCAGACAGUUUGGGGUGCUUUGACACCUCAGACAGAAAAUAUUACAUCUCAUAAAUCCAGCGGAUGGGGUGAAACAGUGGACCAAUUGAGAACAAUGGGCCGUCUCGGAACAAGAACAACCAAUGGGAAACACUCCACGUGGACUCGGUCACAGUCCAAAAUGAACAAACUAUCCAAUCACAGGGGUGAAGACAGAAGUUACAAAAGCAUGAGCGUGAUGUUCAAACAGGGCUCCCGACACAAAACCCAAGGCUCUUGACACACAGACAAAUCUCUGAACUGUGACAAUCUGAAGAGCCAGCCUGCGAACGGCUUGAACAGAGAUAAUGUUUUCAGAAACUCUGAUAUAAGAUAACUACUCUAGUGUGUGCCUUGGUGUGGGAGUCCGCUGUGCAAGACGUCUAAAAUCCUAAAAGUACUGUAAUCAGAUCUCUAACUUAGAACAUUUGAAGUCGACAGAGAUUGAAAUAUAUUCAGUCUUGUAUUAGCUAGCUAUGCCAGAGUUUUGCGGUGAAAUAUCCCAGACAUAAUCAAAUGAAGAGUGCACAUGUUGGUGGAGGAAUUGCUGUUUCAGUGGAAUACCUAAAUAGUUAAUGACUCUUGUUUUUGCAAAGACAUUUCUUUUAUACUCUGAAGUGGAGACGAAAUGCGAGGAAGACAGAAACCGGAAUCUGAACUUUCCUUGCCAACAGGAAAGCCUUCGAGGUCCUGUAUUGUUGAAGAAACGGAUCAGCUGGAUGAGGCAGCGCAUGUCCAUCAAGUGUUCAAUAAGUAGUGUUUUAAUCCUCUUAUGAACUCGAGAAUAAGCAGACCUUAAAGUAAAAUUAAUGUUUUGUUUUAGGUAUAAUGUAAGAAAAGUAGCAUUGCUUUCAAUUCAUGCUUUGAGUUAAUGAACACUGUAGUAAUUGUUUGUAUGUGAUUUAUACAAAUUCAUGUGGGUUUUACAAGGCAAUUAUCAUUCUGCGUUUAAGGCUAGAAUUUAGCAGUCUUGAUAAUAGAUAAUUAUUGACAGAUUGUCUGGACGCAAAGAACGUCUAUCUUUCAAGAGUGAGAAUUGCCUUCUGAACCAAAACUAUAUAUAUAUGAGACUGAUUUAACGAUGCUUUGAUUAUCAGAUUUAACAACAGUAAAUAUUUAUGUUACAAACGAUACCACUGUUAAGACUAACCUUUGUCUUAAAUAGCUGUUAGGAAUGCAGUUGUAAUUCUUUAAGGGAAUCUCAUAGAUUGCGUUGGAUCACUGAUCAACCAGCAGGAGUGGGCUGUCAUUGUUCGUACUGUUUAGUUUAGUUAAUUCUUCCUUUUUGUAUUAUUUUAGUUUAGUUGUUGCACCUUUAAUUUUUCCUUUAUUUAGUUUUAUUUCUAAUAAAACUGUUCCUUUAUAUUCACUAGAAGCGUUGUCUAGUCUGAUUA